Messenger RNA from Diorhabda sublineata, 2300 nucleotides. RefSeq names its product 43 kDa receptor-associated protein of the synapse homolog. Gene Ontology annotation, molecular function: acetylcholine receptor binding; protein-membrane adaptor activity. The record is from RefSeq and is a predicted model, not a curated record. The transcript is spliced from 11 exons. Gene Ontology annotation, biological process: chemical synaptic transmission. The coding region runs from base 251 to 1858 and encodes 535 amino acids. Lineage: Eukaryota; Metazoa; Arthropoda; Insecta; Coleoptera; Chrysomelidae.
AAACUAGGGGAGGCUGGUAACGCGAGAAAGGGGUGUGUUUCAUGUUGUUGUAUUAAAUAAUUUUAAAGAAAAACAACGGUUUUGGACAAAUUUGACUCGUGCGAUGAUUCAAUAAUUUUAAUUAAUGUGUGAACUCAUAACGACUGUUAGGUGGAAAAAAUAAAAUAUUGCAAUGAAUCUCUCCAUAACUCGAUUAAUUUUUUCAACUAAACAUUUUUUAAGGACUUGUUGCUGAAAUAUAAUUUUAAAAAUGUCUUGGGAAUCUCUCAACUCACAUCAUGAUUAUCUAAGUAACUUCAAUAUUGGGCACCAGCUUUCGGCUACUAGACUUCUUUCGUCUCCAGAUGGCUCUCGUCAUCCCCUCGAUGGCCUUGAACAAGUAUGGCCUUGGACCAAUUCUUACUCCAGUCUUCAUAGAGAUAAUUACACAGAAGUAAGAACCCCGCGUCCACCAAGAUUCACUUGGGGAUGCUUUCAAGCUUGUAGAGCUAAAAUUCAUCAUAGUUUUGCUAAAAGAAAGGUUAACCAGGGUCUUCGAUUAUACAAUCAACAUAAGCAACAACAAGCAGUUAGAAAAUGGAAAUCAGCUCUCAAGGCCAUUCAAAAACGGGAGGAUAAAUUCAAUUUACUUGGAUACCUUUAUCUAGCUUACAUGGAUUGGGGCAAAUACAGAGAUGCCUUAGAAUAUGCACAUAGACAACUUUUCAUAUCUGAAGAGCUAGAUAGUCCAAAUAUGAGAGCAGAGUCUUAUCUAAACCUAGCAAAAGCACAUCAACGUUUAGGAGGAUUGGAAAGGGCAUUAGCUUACGCACGUCAUUCUUUGUAUAAUGAAUGCGAACAACACGCGACUACAGGUCAUGUGCAUCUUACUGUGGGAUCCGUCUAUUUGGAAUUAGCUGGAUUCAAUAAAGCUCUCGAUAGUUUCCAACACGCACACAGAAUUGCUCAAUCUGUUCACGACCCAGCUUUAGAAUUACAAGUAUACUUAGGGCUUUCAGAACUGUUCAACAGACUUCAAGACGUUGACAAAAGCGCUAAAUAUGCCUCUAAAGCUUACGAUCUCUCUCGGUCCCUACAAUUGGGAGAUUUAAAUUCAAGACAUCACAGGGCUGCCCUUCUUCAAAUGGCUUCAGCACUUAGAAAGCAGGGAGAAUUAGGAGACGCACAUGAUUAUUGUUCGGAGGCAACGAGAUUAGCUUUAGUUUCUGGAGACCAAGCAACAUAUGCCAGAAGUAUAAGAAUUAUGGGUGACAUUUAUAGAAAAAAGUCUGAUAUUAACAAAGCUUUUCGUCAAUAUGAAACAGCCAUGGGCUCGGCAGCUGCUAUGGGAGAUAGAGUCAUCCAAAUGGAAUCUAUGGAUGGUGCAGCAAGGUGUCUCGAAGCUCUAAGACUUCAACAUAAGAUUUGUAAUUGCAGACCCUUAGAAUUUAAUACUAGGUUAUUGGAAGUAGCUAGUUCAGUCGGUGCUAAACUCCUAGUAAGGAAAAUUCGAAUACGACUGUCUCGUAUUUACCAUGCCUUAGGAGAUGAGGACCAAAAACUUCAUCAUGAACGACUUGCUCUUAGAAUUCAAGAGGAUUUAGAUCUCCAAUGUGGUGGAUGUGGCUCACCCUAUGGUCUAGAAGGUGAUUCUCUUGAAGCCCUGCCUUGUGCCCAUAUCCUACACGCAAGAUGUGCCUACGAACUGUUCAAAAGGAAUAAGAAGAAGAAAAGGUCUUGCCCAGAUUGUGACCGUACUAGCUCUAGACUAUACCUGAACUGUAAUGAUUACAAUAACAUGACGUACAGUCCAAUUCCACUGUCCAUUUGUUCUUCCGACAGUCACUGUACAUCACAUCAAGCCAUCAGUUCUGUCUAAAAAUUUGUAUUUUAAGAACAAUCGCAGUCUUUUAUAUUAAAAUAAAAGAAACAAUCAGAAUCUACUCACUUGAAACAACGUACGGUCAUUUAAAAUACAGAAAUAUUAUGUCCAAAUAAACGAAAGUGAAAAUUUCGAUGUCAACUAAAUUAUAUCCGUAUAAAAAAUAUUAAAAAUUUUAUUAAUAAAUGACAAAAUAAUAAAUGUAACUCCAGUUUACUAAAUUAUUUUAAGAGUUCCUGAUUAUUGAAGUUUCAAUUCAAACAAAUGUUGUUGAAAUGUGGUUGAAAUGAUAUGACUAGUCAACACCAGCACUUCUGUCAUUCAUUCAUUUGAUUUGUAGUUACAGAUUAUUUAGAAAUUUUUAUAGAAAGUAAUAAUGUUGUCAGAAAGUUAUCCAAAAUAACAUACUAGCAAAAUAAAUAAAUAAAAUCGAUUUAAA